Molecule: messenger RNA, 7030 nt
Organism: Apodemus sylvaticus (European woodmouse)
Lineage: Eukaryota; Metazoa; Chordata; Mammalia; Rodentia; Muridae
Product: zinc finger protein 60-like
Exons: 5
Coding region: 103-2211 (702 amino acids)
Biological process (GO): regulation of transcription by RNA polymerase II
Cellular component (GO): nucleus
Molecular function (GO): DNA-binding transcription activator activity, RNA polymerase II-specific; RNA polymerase II cis-regulatory region sequence-specific DNA binding
Source: RefSeq, a predicted model, not a curated record
AUCAACUUCUGGUGUGCUGGGGGAGCUGCUGCGGACGGUCAGGUGGGAGGAAGAAGUCUCUGGUUGGUGUAGGUCCCCAAGAGGGAGGAAGCCUGAAGAAGAAUGGCCAGCUCCACUUCUCACCACAUGGUCUGUGGGUCAGUGACAUUUAGGGAUGUGGCUGUUAACUUCUCUAAGGCGGAGUGGGCCUGCCUGGAUGCUGCUCAGAAGGCCCUGUACAGGGACACGAUGUUGGAGACCUACAGCAACCUCGUGGCAGUGGUGGGAAGCUGCAUUUCCAAGCCCGAUCUGAUCAUCUUACUGGAGCAGCAGAAAGAGCCCUGGAUGGCUAUGAAGGAAGUAACACACAGGCUGAGUCCAGAUGUGGAGGCAUGUGUUGAAGCUGAAAAUAUAUCUUCAGAGAGUCAUAUUUCUGAUACAAAUUUAUACAGACAGAGCAUAAAGCAAUUCAGUAAAACUUUUGACCUCAAAAAGUCUACCUUUAGUAAUGGCCCCAACUGUAGUACAUUCAGUGGACUACAGGGUUAUCAAGAAGGAGAUGCUGAUGAAAAGGUUGCUAACGAGGCAGAAAUGCCUCAUACCUGCCAUCCUUUUGCUCACAACAUAGAAAAGCCAUAUGAAUGUAAAGAGUGUGGGAAGUGCAUUGAUUGUAGUUCAACUCUUACUCAGCAUCAGAGUAUUCACACUGGAGAGAAGCCCUAUGAAUGUAAGGAGUGUGGGAAGGCCUUCAGACUCUACCAGGUGCUUCGAAGACAUCAGAUGUCGCACAGUGGUGAGAAGCCUUACAAAUGUAAGGAAUGUGGAAAGGCUUUUCAUCUUCCUGCCCUGCUCAAGUACCAUCAGACCAUUCACACAGGUGAAAAACCUUUUGAAUGUGAAGAGUGUGGGAAGUCCUUCAAGCGUAUCUCCCACCUUGUUGAACAUAGGACAGUUCAUGUUGAUGUGAAACCCUAUGAGUGUAAUGACUGUGGGAAAGCCUUUAAACGUCGUUCACACCUUAUACAACAUCAGAGAAUUCAUUCUGGUGAGAGACCCUUUCAGUAUAUGGAAUGUGGAAAGACCUUCACUGUUCUGGCACAGCUCACUCAACACCAGAACAUUCAUACUUCAGAGAAAUUUGAAUGUGAGCAUUGUGGGAAGAUAUUUAAUAGUCGCUCUUACCUUGUACGACACCAGAGUAUUCAUACUGGUGAGAAACCCUUUGAGUGUAAUGUAUGUGGCAAGGCUUUUAGGCUUCAGGCAUACCUUAAUGAGCAUCAGAAAACUCACACUGAUGAGAAACCUUUCAAGUGUAAGCUCUGUGAGUCAACCUUUAGACGUAAGUACCAGCUCAGUGAACAUCAGAAAAUUCAUACCAACGUGAAACCCUAUCAGUGCAAAGAAUGUGGGAAAUGCUUUCGUCGACGUUCAAAUUUUACUGAGCAUCAGAGUAUUCACACCGGAAAGAAACCCUUUGAGUGUAAGGAAUGUGGGAAGGUCUUUAGACUUAAUAUACAUCUCAUUCGACAUCAGAGUUUUCAUAGUGGUAAGAGACCUUUUGAAUGUAAUGAAUGCGGAAAGGGCUUUCAUUUUUCCAGCCAGCUUAAUUACCAUAAAACCAUUCAUACAAGUCAGACACCUUUUAAAUGUAAAGAAUGUGGGAAGUCCUUCAAGCGUGCCUGCAGCCUUUUGGAACACAGGGUUAUUCAUGCUGCUGUGAAACCAUAUGAAUGUAAUGAGUGUGGGAAAACCUUUAAUCGUCGAUCAAACCUCAUGCAACAUCAGAAAAUUCAUUCUGGUGAGAGACCCUUUCAGUGUAAGGACUGUGGGAAGGCCUUCACUGUCCUGGCACAGCUCACACGGCACCAGACUAUUCACAAUGGAGAGAAGUCAUUUGAAUGUGAGCAGUGCGGGUCAGCCUUCAGACUUCAGUACCAACUUACUCAACAUCAGAGAAUUCAUAAUGAUGUGAAACCGUUUCAGUGCAAGGAAUGUGGAAAGGGCUUUGUUCGUGGUACAGCUCUUAGAAUCCAUGAAAGAAUCCAUACCAGUGAGAGGCCCUUUCAGUGUGAAGAAUGUGGAGAAGCCUUUCAAUAUCAUUACCAAUUUCUUGGACAUUUUAGAAUUCAUACUGGCAGGAAGCCUUAUAAAUGUAAAGAAUGUGGGAAGUACUUUGCUCGUGGUGGAGACCUUAAAGUACAUGAAAAAAUUCACACUGGUAAGAAACCAUAAUAAUGUUAAGAAUGUGGAAAGGCCUUUAGUUCAAAAUCAAGCUUGGUUUGAAGUGCUAAAAUUCGUAUUAAUAAGAAACCUUAUGGUGUAAGGUGCCUGGAAAGACCGUCAUUAAUUCUAAGCUAGCUGAAUUCAUACUGCUAAGAAAAUGUUAAUCCCACCGGUGGAGAAUAAGACCACACCGCAGUUUAAGCCAAAUGUGAAGUAAGCUGUGGAUACUGGCCAGGGGAUGGGCUCUCUGGCCAGGUGAUGGGCUCUCUGGCCAGGUGAUGGGCUCUCUGGCCAGGUCCAGCUUUGCCUCUUCAGAAAUAACCAUGAGUUCCACCUUGCAGGGGCUUAGCAAGGCAGCCCCACAAGGCCACAGUAUUGUCCACCAGGUACAAGCAGGGCAAGCAUAUAAUCUGACUUAUUUCCUACCUAUAUACCUUCUGCUUACAUAUCAAAUCGGGGGCUAGGGUACAUCCUAAUAUAUCUCCUUCACAUCUACUUCCUCUCCAGUUUGUGAUCAAGCACAUCUAGUAUAGUUGGGGCAAACAAACUCAUUAAGGGGAAUGAAAAUGUGGCUUGUUAUUGCCCCAAAACAAUAGCCUCCAGUAUUUCAGGAAUUAUUUGACCUUGGGCAAGGGGGCUUACAGGUUAGCAGCAUUUUUGUUUCAUGGGUCUUUUAGGCACAGUAAUUAAAACUUGAAAUGUAGCUUUGGCUCUCACAAAACCCUGUGAAGGUAAGAAAUGUGGGUAAAUGUUUGUAUUUAGUUCAGCCUUUACUACACAUUGGAGAAUCCAUACUGGUUUGAAACCCUUAUCUCUGUAAAUAAUGUAGAAAGACCUGUAAUUAGACCUCAAGCCUUCUUCAUAAUAAAGUAAUCUGUGCUGUCAAACACUAUGACUGCAAAGCAAUGUGGGAACAUUUAUAGAAUUAGCUCAGCUCUCAAAGCUCAUCAGAGAGUCCACAUAGAUCUGAGACCCCCAUGGAUGUAAAGACUGUGGGUAAGCCUUUAUUGUAAAUGGUGAACUUAUACAAUAUCAGAAAAUCCAUCUUCAUCAGAAGUCCUAUGCAUGUAAGGGAAGUGGACAACCCUUUGAAAAUUUUAGUGAUCAUCAUAGAACUCAUAUUGGCAAGAUUGUGACUUAAAAGAAUGUAGGAAGGACUUUAAUGCUCUAGGAUUUGGUCAACAUCUGAAUAUUCAUAUACUCUUCAUGCCAAGAAACCAUUUGAGAAUGAGAGUGCAGGAAGUCUGUUGUUCAGAAAAGAUAACUCUUGCAAGAAUGUUGUUGACUUACUCUCAUCUUGUUAAAUCUUUUUUUUUUUUUUUAAUUUGGUUUUUUCGAGACAAGGUUUCUCUGUGUAGCCCUGGCUGUCCUGGAACUCACUCUGUAGACCAGGCUGGCUUCAAACUCAGAAAUCCACCUGCCUCUGCCUCCCAGAGUGCCUGUAAAGGCGUACACCCCCACCGCCAGGCUCAUCUUGUUAAUUCUUAACCAAACACUACUCAGUCAAUUUAGUAAGAGCAGUUAUUGGAACUAGGAUUAUCUGUAGUAUCUUCUUUGUCACCAUUAAUAUCCAGGGCUCCUGUAAUAUUAGACUGGAUGUUUAUUUUUGCAUAGUUUAUUAAUGGUGAGCACAGUACUAGACAAACUUGUGGAAACAGGGUUAUAAUAGAUAUAAAAUCCUUGAGAAUAUUUGGUUCAUGUUCUGUAAAGUAGCUUUUACAGUGUUCUUGUUUCAUGGGCAUUACUGUAACUGAUAUGAAAGACAAGUUGUAUUGCAGAUAAUUUAGAAAAGCCUUAUGCAAUCCUCCAGUAUUAAAUUCCAAAUACUUCCUUAUGGAUAAAAAAGUCCAUGAAAAACAUCUUCAUUUCUAAUCCAUUCCUUAAGCUUUUGUGCAGAGAUGUCAAAAACACAGCUGUUGGUGAAUAAGCACUCUUUAAAGGAUUUAAACACAUGUAACUUUCAAAGGGUAAAAUCAUGUAAUUUAUGCUUCCUGCCCAGAUCAUUAAGAUAAAAUACAUUUGUGACAGGGAAAGACAAUGCAGCCUCCUCUAUCUCAUAUUUUUGUGAAAAAUUACCCAACUCUAUGAACCAGAGGUCAAGGUGCCCUUGCUAAUUUAUCAUGGCUUCUGUCAAACUGCCUGCAUAUGCAAAGCUCUCCUUUCAGCUAACCUCUUGUCUUGGCUUCUGUUAAACUGCCUGCUUGUGCAAAAGCUUCCCCUGCAGCUGUUGAAAAAAUAACAGAAUGUAGUUUUUUGCUUUUGACUGCCCCUUAUUCUAUAAACACUUGGAGCUAUACUCAGAUCGCAAAUACCUGAGUGUAGUCCCAGACAACUGGAAUAAAGUCAGUUGGCUAAAACUGUGUCUCAGUGAUCUUCUCUGGUGGGAUUUCCAUAAAAUAUUAACAAAAAUACCCACAAUGGAAACCACUUAUGUUGCAGGAAAUAUUAAAAAACGACCUGCCAACUCUCCUGCCCCACCAGGCCAUGUUCCCACUCUAGUACCGGCACUGGCGGGCCACAACACUAUGUCCCAGCGGGGUCCUCUUUGGUGUCUUCUCAGUGCCGGGCUACUCUCUCCCAGCUAGCCCCUGUAGCAUCCCAGCUGUGUUCCCAGCUCUGGCUUGCUUGUUCCUGGAGCCACUAGUUCCCUCUCCACCAUAAACAUAAACCCCUGUAAUCAGCGGUCCCACAUUCCAGUAACCAAGUAAAUCAGAACUCUUAAAGCUUAAUUAACCAGUCAGAUUUAUAUAUCAAUAAAAUCACAUUUACAAGAUGACAGUACGGUAAUUUCAUAGCCAAUUGAUAAUGAUAAAAGCUUAAUCCUAAAUUUUUUUUUUGGGGGGGGGGUGGUUCAAGACAGGGUUUCUCUGUAUAGCCCUGGCUGUCCUGGAACUCACUCCGUACACCAGGCUGGUCUUGAACUCAGAAAUCCACCUGCCUCUGCCUCCUAAGUGCUGGGAUUACAGGUGUGCACCACCACUGCCCAGCGGAUACCAAUAUUUCUAACCUUGUGAAAUCAUAGCUACUUGUGCCUGUUAAAACCAUGUGGGAUCAAGAUCCUCUUCCUGUCUGUCUGCUUCCAUGUUGGCUUCUCUCUACUCUGAGACACCCUUUGUCUUUGCAACUCUUGGCUCUGCCUCCUUCCCCUCCCCCCCCCAUCCAAUUACAGGCCUCCUCUUUACUAAUGUUAUUGGACAGGGAAAAUCCUAUGACACUUACAAGAAUACGUAUGAGAAAAUUUUCAUACAUAUGGAAAAGUUGGAAGAAUCAAAACCACACUUAUGUGUCCUCACCUGGAUUCAAAAGUGUUAACAACUUUCUAGGUUGACUCUGUCAUUCAUAUAUAUAUAUAUACAUACACGCACAUAUAUAUAUACACACACACACACACACAGGCAUUUAGGGCUCAGACACUAAGAAUAUGUUUGGGGGGGGGGCUGGAGAGAUGGCUCAGCAGUUAGUACUGUCUGCUCUCCCAGAAGACCCCCAGGUUCAAUUCUUAGCACCCACCUGGCAAUUCACAAACUGUCUGUAGUUAGAGUUCUAGGGCAUCUGACACCCUCAUACAGACAUACAUGCAAGCAGAACACCCCAGUGAAUAUAAAAAUAAAAGUAUAUUUUAGAGUUGGGGAUAUGGUAGUUUAUGCCUAAAUUCCAGUACUUGGAAACCUGAGGCAGGAGGAUCAUAAGGUGGAGACAAAUCUAGCUAUCUAUCUAGUGACUUCAAGUCCAACUUUGCUGUCUAGGGACCCUUUGUCAAAAAAAGAAAACAAGUUCUAGACAUAACAUUUUAUCCUUUACUCCAUUAGCCAGCAAUGGAAUGUCAUUUAUAACACAGAGCUGUAAUUAUUCUUAAGGAAAUAAUCCAGGAUUUUACAACUUUCAGAAAUAUUUCAUUGGCUUCCAAACUGUCAUUUUUUACAAAUGUAUAUAUCCUUCAGGUAGGGUGGUGUAUGCCUUUAAUUCCAACAUUUUGGAGAUAGAAGAAGGCAGAUCUCUUCGAGUUCAAGGCCAGCCUGGUUUAUAGAGUGAGUUCCAGGAGAGCCAGGGCUACAUGGAGAAACCCUUUCUCUAUAAGCAGAGCAAAAACUAAAACCCUAUCCUAUAUAUAUAGGAUAUAUGCAUAUAUCCUAAGGAGAAGCCAGUGUAGAUAUAGAUUUGGCCAUUUUGAUUCAAACCACAGUGUCUUCCUACACGGAUAUAAGUGCACUUUCUGUGUGCCUGUUGCCUGAGGGGCCUAGAAGAAGAUGUCAGACGCCCCUGGCUGCAGCCCAGCUAAUCUAACAAUGCCAGCUGUGGAUGGAGUCCAAGAAUCUAGUGGUUGCUCAGUCCCACAAGGCGGGAUGCCUCAGCUGGUCUUAAGUAUAUGCUGGAAUAUCAACAUAGGCUCCAGUGCUCGCUAAACAUGGCAGUGGUAGCAAGGGGAAGGCAAGCAGAUUCACUCAGCUCAAAACCAAGCAGAAAAUCUCUCACAAGUGUGCCCUCAAUUUCUGGAUUGUAGUUUAUUGCUGAUGUAGUCAAGUUGACAACCAUGAAUCACACCACUAAAAAUAUAAGUUAGCUGAAAGGAAGAUAUCUAUCACCCUGUACAAUACUGUAUGGUCACACUUCUACUACAUAGAAGCAUAGGUGAGCAUGUGUGUAUGUUACAGGAUGCUGUGUGGUCAAGUCUGUGCAAUGUUGAAAUGUGUGUGUUUCAUCAAUGUCAGUAAUUGACUGAGUAAUAAAUGUACAACCUUUGUCUCACUGAUUACAAUUUGUCAAGUAAUCCCAAUUUUGCUUAAUUGGGAUAGCUGGUUGGUGACAUUAACAAGUUCUUUUAUUCCAA